AUGGCGACCCUUCCGCCAUCUCGCCUGGUGCUCUCCCCGCGUGAGCAGGAGUACCUACGCGUCUUUCUGCGCCAUCACCUGUCCGACGCGCCCAAUCGUAAUGACGACACUACGCGCCAAGGCCAUCUCCAGAACCACAGCAAGAGUGACAGCAGCGACAGCGACAGCUUCAACGCCGCUGCCUUUCGAUCUGCUUCACGUGUCUUCAUCACCACUUCGCUCUCCCUGAAACUGGUUGGCACGGUCCUAGACCGCGUUACUGCCCGCUCACAGGCGAAGCUCACGCAUCCACAGCCACGCAAGCCGCUAGUGGUAUCGCAGACGAGGCUGGCGCUUUCGCUAUCGACACUGCUGUUCUUACAUCGAGUGCUAUUCCGGCUUUUCUCCAAGCUCCGGGUGCAGCUACUGCAUGAGAAGGUUCGGGACAUCGAGCGGCGAUACCCGAGGGUGUAUGCGGCUCUCACCUCGAAGCUCGCACCAGCCAUUGGUGCGAGCCUGUCUGGGCUCGCGCUGGGAAUCUUCCCGUCCGAUCAGCUGCGGCUCACCAUUGCGAUUUACAUUGCCUCGCGUGCGCUAGAGAUUGGAUACACCGUCCUCGAUGCGGCUGGGUAUAUGAAGCGCAAUCCAUUUGGCAGCUGGGUGCUCUUUGCGCUUGCUCAGGGUCAACUGUUGCACGCCUACGUCUUUGACAGGGACUGCUUCCCCCAGGCUUAUGGAAGCUUCAUCAUACAGAAUACGCCCGAGUAUAUACAGCGGCGACCAGAGAACCUCUCACCCAAGGUCAGAUGGCCGAGCUACAACCAGAUCAGCGAUGCUCUGGCUGAGAUGGCAAGAUUGAGAUGGCCAGCAUUUGUGUCACCUAUCUUGCGUCCCAAGGUGGCCAAUACCCUGCCGGCAUCGAUUGAUCCAAUCAUCUCGCCAAUAACGAGCAGAGCGCACCCAGCGCUGCAGCACUUGAGCUGUGCGCUCAUUCACCCUCAGGAGACCAGCUGCUUUAUCGCGUACUUGAGGCAAAUCCUGUUGAGCUUUCCGAAGAUUGCGAAGUUCUUCACCAUAUACUACAGUGCCAUGUCGCUCUUGAAAAUAAGGGCAUUUGUCAAGAUGCCGUUGCAGGAGCUCGACCGGUUGGUGAAGAAGAUCUUGAAGACUUCUGCAGCCAUCACAGGGGCUAUUGGCACAAGCUGGGGCACAAUCUGUCUUUUCCAAUGGAUUCUACCUCGUGCAUUCUUGCCUCAGUUUCGAUUCUUCCUGGGUGGUCUGAUGGGCGGCAGCUUCCAGUUACUGGACCCAGGAUCCAUCGGCCAUGGCAACUCGAUGUAUGCUGCAAGGACAAGCGUGGACUCACUGCUGAAAGUUGGCGAAAAAAGGCGAUGGUGGCGACCGGUGCGGGGAGGGGAUGUUUACCUCUUUGUAGCAGCACUGGCGCUGAUCAACGUUUGCUUUGAUGUUGGAAGGGAUUCGGUUGGCAAGGACAGAUCUAUGCUGGUGAUUCGAGUACUGAGGGGCGACAUUGAGUUAGGGUUACAACGUGGGCGAAAGCAAGAAGCCGAUUCGGAGAAAAGCCAUGAUGAAUGA
Messenger RNA from Cyphellophora europaea CBS 101466, 1575 nucleotides. RefSeq lists its product as uncharacterized. The coding region runs from base 1 to 1575 and encodes 524 amino acids. The transcript has a single exon. NCBI's taxonomy places the organism in Eukaryota, Fungi, Ascomycota, Eurotiomycetes, Chaetothyriales, Cyphellophoraceae. The record is from RefSeq and is a predicted model, not a curated record.